AUUUCCAGAGUGUUUGACUUUUAAAGUUGGUAAACCUUAAAUAAGAGUUUCUUCUUUGAUGGGAAUUCCUUCCUAGUAGUUUUUUUUUUUUUUAAAAUUUCCAAAUGAAUAGGAAAAUAUUACUACUUUAUAAUGUAAUAUUAUUGUGUGAUUUGGGUAUUGAUCCAUAACAAGUAAGUGAUAAUAAGGAAAAAAAAAAAAAAGAACAGAAAGAGAGAGAGAAAAUGCUGCUGCUGCUGUACAACAUAAAAUACAACCCCUGCCCUGUUACUUUAAAAAAAGAUUACAUCUUUAAUGAUUUCACCAUAUAAAGAGGAGAGGGUUUCCCGUGCAAUGUGAAAUUUCCUCAAAAUGGACCCCACAGUUCUCUUCCUACCGGCUACAAAAUCUGACAACAUUUUGACCGUUACAUUAGGUCAUUCAAAAUUUUCAAAUGCAAUAUUCUUAACAGCCUUCCAUUGUUUGCUUCUUCCACCCAAUUAAGCCAAAAAGUUCAAACUAAAUCAAUACUUUAUGUGAGCAAGAAGCAGAAUCUGGAGUGGAAGUAGCAACUACCUUCAAAACUGACACUACCUACCGUUGAUGUCCCUCAAUCUAACGGCUCAAAGACCCUCCAAAGUUAAUACCCAAAUCACAAUCUUGAUCUUCCUUCUAUUUCCAUUUCCGCUGUUCACCUAUUCACUCUUCAACAGUGGCAUUCAAUUGAUUUCCAAGGCAAAAUUUUGAACCUUCUGGCAUUUUUAUCAGUUUCUUCGAUUGGGUAGGCGUGAAAAUUUUCUGGGCAUGUUUGGAUAGUGAGAAAAUCAUAGAUGCCUGUCUCAACUCGAUCUCAAAUCAACCAAGGGAAAAAUGAACCAAACCCUUUGGAGAGUAGAAAACCCUGGUCAGAUCAAGAACAAAACCAUGCGAAUCUUCCACUGAGAAACCCCCACCAUGGCUUGAAAGAAAAGAUGAAAGCUUUAACUCAGCUCUAUGAGAAGCAAAAGCAAGCCUCGGCAGCUCUCAGGAACCAGUCUUCAAAAACCGAUCAGGAGCUGCGGCUCACAACUCACCCGAGCGUCGAGCUUCUUGGUUCUUGUAAAAAAGAGGAGAAAGAAUCGAAGCCUAGCCAUGUGAUGCGAGAGAACAACAACACAAUGCACAACUCCACCAUUACAAGAACCUAUGUUCUGCCUCAACCACCAACCCAUGACGCCAAGGAGAAUGUGGUGGGCGGCAAUGACAAAAUUCUCAGCUUUACUUCGUGCCCGAGAAAGGCCAAGGCUUCUACUGCAGUAGCACGGAGGCUGUCAAUGGGAGGUCACGUGCCUCACGUGCCGCAGCCGGAGUCUAAAGAGGCGGAGGGAACUAAGAAUGUUCCAGAAUCGGAGACCACUUCGGCUUCAGAGAAACACACAAGUCGGAUUCUUGUGUUUGUGAGGCUCAGGCCGAUGGCCAAGAAGGAGAAGGAAGUGGGUUCUCGGUGCUGUGUUCGAAUUGUGAACAGGCGUGACGUUUAUCUCACGGAGUUUGCGAACGAUAACGAUUAUCUGAGGCUGAAGCGUCUUCGAGGACGACAUUUCACCUUCGAUGCUUCUUUCCCAGACGCCACUUCUCAACAAGAAGUUUAUUCCACCACUACGGCAGAGCUUGUGGAAGCAGUUCUGCAGGGAAGGAAUGGAUCAGUCUUCUGCUAUGGUGCUACAGGAGCUGGAAAAACAUACACAAUGCUAGGCACGCUGGAGAAUCCCGGAGUUAUGGUUUUGGCAAUCAAGGACCUCUUUACCAAGAUAAGGAAGAGGAGCUGUGAUGGAAACCAUGUGGUUCAUCUGUCCUAUCUUGAGGUCUAUAAUGAAAGUGUCAGGGAUUUGCUCUCUCCUGGAAGGCCUCUGGUACUUAGAGAAGACAAACAGGGGAUAGUGGCAGCCGGACUUACACAAUACAGAGCUUAUUCCACCGAUGAAGUCAUGGCAUUGCUUCAGCAGGGAAACCAAAACCGAACUACUGAACCAACUCGCGCUAAUGAAACUUCCUCACGGUCCCAUGCUAUUUUGCAGGUUGUGAUUGAAUACCGAGUAAGAGAUGCUUCCAUGAAUGUGGUCAACCGAAUUGGCAAGCUCUCACUUAUUGAUCUUGCCGGGUCGGAGAGAGCCCUUGCCACGGAUCAGAGGACAGUUAGAUCUCUCGAGGGUGCCAACAUAAAUCGGUCACUCCUCGCACUGAGCAGCUGUAUCAAUGCUCUAGUGGAGGGGAAGAAACACAUACCUUAUCGGAAUUCAAAGUUGACCCAACUUCUCAAAGAUUCUUUAGGAGGAGCUUGUUACACUGUGAUGAUUGCUAAUAUCAGCCCAUGUAAUCUCUCCUUUGGUGAAACCCAAAACACUCUUCAUUGGGCUGAUCGAGCAAAAGAAAUUAGGACAAAGGCAUGUGAUGUGAACGAGGAAGUACUGCAAGUACCUGAAUCUGAUACUGAUCAGGCCAAGCUAUUACUUGAACUACAGAAAGAGAAUCGUGAACUGCGAGUACAACUAGCACAUCAGCAACAAAAAUUAUUAGUUAUACGAGCACAAUCCUUGGCUGCAAAUGCCUCUCCAACCCCUUCUUCAGUUACAUCUCUUUUGACUCCUCCAACUUCUGCCCAACCAAACGAGAAGCGGAAACCCAGACCCUCUUUCUUGACUGGGAAUUGUUUCACACCAGAAUCCAAGAAAAAAGGUGCUGAGGAAGCAGUUAGAGAGCUUCGUAAGACUGUAAAGGCAUUGGAAGCAGAAAUAGAGAAGAUGAAGAAAGAUCACACUUCACUUCUAAAGCAGAAGGAUGAUCUCAUUCGUGAGCUUUCACGGAAAAGUGAAAAAACACCAGGAGCAGCAGGGAGGGAGGGGGGAUCAAAGAGGAUAGUUACAAGGGCUAGCUUGAGACCACAGGAACCAAGGACUAGCUUGAGACCACAGGAGCCAAGGACUAGCUUGAGACCACAGGAGCCAAGCACUGGUGAGCUGAAGAGUCCGAGUCACCGUUUUAGGUCACCAGUCCCAACGGCUAAAAAACGAAGCUUUUGGGACAUAACUACGGCAAACAGCCCAUCAGUAGCUACACUAAAUGGAAGAAAAACUAGAAGCCAUGUCAUUUCUGAACCUGCUGGAGCUCCCUCCAUGCUUCUUCAGCUUGCAUAUCCAUGUUUCUGGUUUGUGAUAUUUUUUGGACCGCACAUCAUCAAUUGCACCAUUCAGCCAGGUUUUGCAAGACAACAGCCCGAGCAUUGGAAGUAACAUUGGACAAACAGGAAGAAAAGGAGAAAUAGCUACUUAGAGCUGUCUGGAAAAUGGAAAGAUUGUGGCAUUCUGGCUAAAGUGCUUCCUACCAACAUUUUCUCUACCCAAGCUGAUAGUUCAACGUGGAGGAAAGAUUAUUACUUUGUGGGCGGUGCUGCUGUUACUUGUAUGCAAUGUGAUCAACCAACCCUCACAAUGGAGUCUGAGUGUUAAUUACGUUAUUCUUUCCUCAUACGGUUUCAUUUGUGGAGUCAGCAGAAGAUAUUCCAGAAGUUCUCUUCAGAAUUAUGCAUAUUAUUUAUUAUUCCAUUUAAAGAUCACACUAAAGUUCAUAAAUUUGUGCUUGUAUAUUUUAAGAACUGAGAAAUAAGUACUAAAAAAAUUUCCCUUCCUAGCAUUUUUUUUAUAUAUAAAAAAGUUUUAUUAA
Molecule: messenger RNA, 3678 nt
Organism: Prunus persica (peach)
Lineage: Eukaryota; Viridiplantae; Streptophyta; Magnoliopsida; Rosales; Rosaceae
Product: kinesin-like protein KIN-8A
Exons: 7
Coding region: 810-3248 (812 amino acids)
Biological process (GO): microtubule-based movement
Molecular function (GO): ATP binding; microtubule binding; microtubule motor activity
Source: RefSeq, a predicted model, not a curated record